This is a messenger RNA of Helicoverpa zea (corn earworm), 3115 nucleotides long. RefSeq lists its product as uncharacterized. Gene Ontology annotation, biological process: ubiquitin-dependent protein catabolic process via the multivesicular body sorting pathway. NCBI's taxonomy places the organism in Eukaryota, Metazoa, Arthropoda, Insecta, Lepidoptera, Noctuidae. The record is from RefSeq and is a predicted model, not a curated record. Bases 265 to 1905 code for a protein of 546 amino acids. Gene Ontology annotation, molecular function: ubiquitin binding. The transcript is spliced from 2 exons. Gene Ontology annotation, cellular component: ESCRT I complex.
GCUGUUUGACAUAAGAAUUUGUGAGACACACGUAAAAAUAAUAAAAUUACGCACAAAAAUAAUAUAUUUUCCCGUUAAAAUUCGUGUGCAGUGAUAAUGGAAGGCAUCUCGGAAUCUGUGCAAUUACUAUACCUAUCAUAAAAUCUAUUUACUGAGUGAUGACGUUGAAUGGGGACUAUGUAACCUUAAAAGUGUUAAAAGAAACAAACUCUGCUUUCUCAUUGUUUGAUAAUCAUCGUUAUCUCGGCGGUGCAGUGCGUUGAUAUGUCACAUUUCGGGGAUUUUAUGGACGGUGUGCCCGUUAAAAUAUCAGAAAAGUAUAAACGACCGCUCCGAUUUGAUUUACCUUAUACUGUAAACGAAUGUCCAAUUAGAGCACAGAAUGUCGUGGACAGCGCUAAUUACUCGUGUACGUUCGAGAAGAACGUCCUCGCUAAACUCAAAGAGCUUAGAACUGCAAAAGAGACGAAGAAGAAUGAGAGGCGGCAUCGUCUCCAGCUGCUUCAGGAGGCGGAGCAGAAGCGCCUGGACGCGAUAGCCGCCGCCGAGGACGAGGAGCGUCUCAAGCAGCUCAGCGUGUCCGAGGUGUCCUACCCCAGCACCGACGAGAUCAGCCCGCUCUCGCCCGACGAGAGGGCUGACAAACACUGUGAUAACACUGCUAAAGUAAACACAGAGCAUGUCGAUGCGUCCUCUAACAUUAACUACCCCUCCACUAGCAUCGCCACUGACUCACAGCUGAAUAUACUGCAGCCCAUACAGGUGAAGGCUCAUCACCAAGAGAACAGCCUGCUGGAUGACCCUGACCCAUUGCAGACAUUGAAGUUACACACAAAGAUUACUAGAAUAUCACACAACCCCAACAUAGACACACUAACAUUUAGAGAUUUUGAGAAUGAUACAUCCAGUCCAUUUGAUAAUGUGGAGCUUAAGACUAUAAAUGACAUGGAGCUGCUAGCACAAGUGUUGCAGGAUCAGAAGGAUUCAUCAACAAGCUGUCACCCCCAGCCUAGUUAUGUUCCAGACCCAGGUUACACCAUACCUAACUGUGGAUCCCAACAACUUGUAGAUGGCGUCACAUAUUUACCUGCUACAUAUUUAGAACAGCCACUUCAGAAUACCAAUAUGAUGUAUGGUUCUCCACAACAUUAUCCUGUAUCAAAUGGCUACUAUAUCCCCCCAGAGAAUGAUCCCAACAAUAUGUACAUGCAUAACUAUCAAUAUUAUGUUCCUCCUAACCCAUACACGGGUGUAGAGCAGUAUUAUGGAACUCAGUUGCCGACAACGUCAGGGGAUAUCAGUACUUUGUCAAAUGGUUCUACAUACAUUCCACAGCCCUACUAUUACCAGUACUCUCACGUUCCUGUUCCGUACCAGCCUGCUAAUGCCCCAGAACAAUAUCAAGCAGUUGUGCCCAAUGAGGUCACAGAACAAACACCAGCACCGGCUGGGCCACUACCUACUAUAAAGUCUCGGUCUAGGAGUGUACCCGAUAUAGUUAGAGAACUAAAUGAAGAGUUGGCUAAACUGCGGAUGAGCGAGAGGUCAUAUAAUGCUAGUCCAGCUCCUAAGAACCAAAGUCCUCAGGUAGCAGUGCCAGCUACCAGUGAUAGUAAGAAAGAAGAGAAGAGGACGAGGAGGAAAUCAGAGAAUUUGCCGAAUCCAUUUGAAAAACUGCCACUGAAGUUGCAGGAUAUGUGUAGGAAGAUUCAUGGAAUGGGUUUUCCACUUGACAGGGUAGCUAGGGUAUGUACCCUAGUAGGUGAUAAUGAUAAGAAGGUGAUCGAAAGUCUAUUAAUACUUGGCGACCUCAUGGACCUUGGUUUCCCAGAGGGCAAGGUGUCUGCAGCGUUGGCUAAACACGAAUUUAACAGGGACAAAGCUUUGGACGAGCUCGUACCGUAAGAUAUAACUCCCGAAUAUACGUAAGAAGACUCGAAAAGUCGUAAGAAAAAUGUAUUUUGUUCGAAAUAAUGCAAGGAUAAUUGCUUCGUUAAGUCAGGCUGUGGCUGGCAGAAAAUGGCGGCUAAGCAAAGAUUUGAACAGGAUAAUAUGUGACUACUGACACUACAUAGGUCAUAGAUUUAUGUCGAAUCUUUUAGAGGUUCCAGAGGUUAUGGACCCUUAAAAACGAGGUUGGUUGGAUAUACGCAAGAAGUUUUAAUACUGGUUGGUCAACGUCAGUUAAAAGUGCUUGGACUAUAUGAUGCAUUUGAAUAUUUCGUAGUUUUAUAUAAAUAAAACUCAAAGGUUCUUGCCGUUAUGAAACAUGUUCCUAGCUUGACAGAUUCCAUACUUCAGAAAUAUAUUGGUGGGACUGAUGCAAUUCAUAAAUAACAUCACAAUUCAAUUUAUCAAUAAACUUUGUAUUUUUAAGUUUUAAACAAUAUCUUAUUACUUCACCUAUGCUAAAACUACAAAGACAGGUCGUAUUUGUUAAAUAUAACAGUUUUUAUGAAUAAAAAGUAAGAUUAUGCGAGUCAAUCUAUAAAUAAUUAAUUUGUAGUGUAUUAUUAAACUAAAAAAAAUAUAUAUUACUGUAGUGUUCCAAAUGGUACACGAAUUAAUUAUUGACAACUUUGAAUUGAUGUGUCGUUAAUAUAUUAGAAGCAGUAAAUAACGAAUGAUGAAUAUUCUAUCGACUGGGCUGUUGCUUAGGAUAAAAAUUUCAGAAUAGAACUUUUGAAAUAUUGGGCCAGGAGCAAACGCUGAUCGUGUAGUCACUGUCACUUUUUGCAUUUCCUUACUUAUUCGAAGUUUGUAGUAAAGCGUGUGUUUUAGAUGGUACCUCCGUCUGUGUGUCCUGUGUUUCUACUUUGGAUUAAACACGCAGUACAGAAGUCUGAGAAAGUGGUUUACAAAAGUCGUAAAUGUACGAAGUUUUCGAAUUACCUAUUUGAUCAGAUGGGCUUAGCACUUCUAAGUGAUCGAGAUUGGAUAUAGUUUUGGAAAAUGUUAAGUCUGACUUACACUAACGCUUUUUUAAUUUCGUUAAGACGUUUAUGGAAAAGCUUUGGUGUUGGACGGAACAUGCCGUGGAGGCAAAUUAUUUGUAAAUACAUUUUAGUAGCUUUGGAAUUUUAAAUAUAAUAAAAAAUAUUUUAAAUAACAAUUA